AUGGCUAGUAGCGGGAAGUCUCCUCUUGUGUCCGACCAUUUACCAAAUGGUGGAUUGUUAGACGAUUACAUAACAAGUUUUAUAUUUACAGAUGGAAGACCAGCGCCUCCACUGAAGGGACAACUAAGAAGGAAACAAGAAAGGGAGACGCUGGCGAGACGCAUAGUGAUGUUGAACACAGAGGUGGAUAAAGGGAUGGAAGCAUGGACAGAGAGGAAGGAGCAGGCCAGGAGAAUGGAGGAGCACAGGAAGUCGCUUUUGCUUAAACCGAAAGGCCAACUUUUACGAAAGAGAAAAUCUGAAAAGUAGAAACGGCUGUUUUUUGUUUGUUUGUUUUUUUUUUUUUACGUAUUCCUGAUCAUGUAUGCCACUUUGUCAGCCAUUUCUCUCUUGAUAGACUCAUUUGGCCUUAUGGACUCAUUCUUCCAGAACUAUGGCUUUUUGAUCCCAGGAUUAAAAUUAAAAAUUGUUUAAUUUUGGAUGAAAUAGAUUUUUUAUUUAAAAUUGUACUCAUUGUGGGUGUUGCCAUUCUGGUGUGGUUUGUCCCACUUUUCAGGAAGUAUAUAUUUUCGCGCUUUGAAGGUGAAACUGUUUAUUAAUGAGUUGUGGGCAAGGUGACAUGCUGAACCGAAUGGGUGUCUGUCUAGUUGUUUCAUCUCGCGCAAUAAAAGAAAAAAAGAGACCCUUGAUAUUUUUAGUUUAAU
Lampris incognitus (smalleye Pacific opah) is the source of this 704-nucleotide messenger RNA. RefSeq names its product mitochondrial ribosomal protein L52 (gene mrpl52). The record is from RefSeq and is a predicted model, not a curated record. Gene Ontology annotation, cellular component: mitochondrial large ribosomal subunit. The transcript is spliced from 3 exons. Gene Ontology annotation, molecular function: structural constituent of ribosome. The coding region runs from base 1 to 309 and encodes 102 amino acids. Lineage: Eukaryota; Metazoa; Chordata; Actinopteri; Lampriformes; Lampridae. Gene Ontology annotation, biological process: mitochondrial translation.